This is a messenger RNA of Benincasa hispida (wax gourd), 1129 nucleotides long. RefSeq lists its product as uncharacterized. Lineage: Eukaryota; Viridiplantae; Streptophyta; Magnoliopsida; Cucurbitales; Cucurbitaceae. The record is from RefSeq and is a predicted model, not a curated record.
AACGCAUCGCCGAUUUCACAAUUUUGAGUUAAUUUUCGUUCCGUUAUGUUAAAUUAUGAAACCCCCACUUUUUUAUUUUUGUUUUUAUUCUUAAAUAUCUUCUCAAUUUGGGUUUUGGAGAGGAUUUGAUUUUCUGUCACUUUCUCGGGAAUCUAUCUUUUCUAAUCCCUUCUUUUUUGUUCAUAGCUUUGUUUGCUUAAAAUUUCAGAUCGGAGGGUUUUAUUUUUCGAAGAGGGGUUUUUUGAUGGGGUUGUUGAGUUCAUAAAUUUUGAACCCGUGAGCGUUGACCCAGUUGCAGAAUCGGAGUUUCAAGUGGCUGAAUUGUGAGAAAUUUUCAUUUUCUUUUUCUUGGGGUUUAGAUGGAGUGGAUUUCUGAGAUGAUUCGAUUCAGAAAUCCGAAAUCUGGGUCUGAUUUUUGGUGUAGUUGAUACGGUAAAAUUUCCGAUUGGAUUUGUAGUUAGUGAGAGUUUCAGAACUAUGGAUGGCGAUUCUAAGGAUGUUAAUGGCUGUAAAGAGAAGAUUAUGGACUCUGCGGCCACCGGAGAAGUUGGGGACCACAGUAACGGCGAAGAAUACAGUGAAUCGAAUGCCCUAUUGCCGCCACGGCGUGGGGGAAUGUCGAGGAAAUCAAAUAAGCCGAGGAUGAAAGUUCGGUGGAAUGAUAGUAAUGGUAAUAACCUAGCGGAGAUUUUGGAGUUUCAACCGAGUGAUGUGAGCGACUCCGGGGACGAGGAGACUGAUUCUUGCAGCUGUAUAAUUAUGUAGAUUAUUACAUCAAAUAUUAGUAUAUAAUGACGAGAACAAUGUGGUUACUUUACGACUAAACUGAUAAUAAUUGGAGAUGUUUCUGACUGUAUACCGGAUUGCUUUGCUACUAUGACAACUGGCAGAAAAGUUCUAAGAUCGGUGAUUAAUAUGUCGUUCGACCUAGCGGUUUCUGGCGAUGUGUCCCAGUGACAUCUUGUACUGUUUCGGUUUUUUUGAAUAUGUAAGAUGACCUUCCAAGUGAUAUACUAUAUGGAUGAUGCUGAUAUUGAUGAUGUUAUUAAAUCAAACAUUCAGAUUAAUUGAGCUUUUGACAGUGCAAAUCAUACAUUGUGCAAUGCCAACACUUGGAAUUUUUCAUGAA